Messenger RNA from Entrophospora candida, 5724 nucleotides. Lineage: Eukaryota; Fungi; Glomeromycota; Glomeromycetes; Entrophosporales; Entrophosporaceae. The record is from the annotation of a GenBank genome assembly.
AUGAUUACAACAAAUUACUCAAAUUAUUGUCUUGCAAAAAUAAAAUCAAGCUUUAAUUGUAAUUCUUCUGAAGAGAAAGAAUUAAAUAACAAUGUAGUGGGUUUAAAUGGAAAGUUAUGGAAUGAAUUAUGUUCCUUAAUUUCUGAAAAUGAAAAAGAUCAAUUCUCAACUUUAAAACCGUACUUUCUUAUCUCAGUAACGCCUUUGAAUUCAAAAUUAAAAAGUCCUUUGGAGCAAUCUUUAUUAAAACAAAAAACUCCGUUCUCUAAAUUACUUCCUUCAAUUGUUGUUUAUGGAAAAUUAAACCAUCUUGAUAAUUCGAAAGUUGGUCAAGAGGAUGAUAAUAUUUGUUGCGUGUCAAGCAAAUUUUUGAAACAAAAUAAUUUACAAGAUGAUAUUAAAGUAGAAAUCAGAAUCACUCAUCCUAUUGAAUUGGAACAAGUUAUUUUAGGAGCUAUGAAUUUAGAAUCAUAUAGUUUUUCAAUAAGAGAUCCAUCGUCAUUAUCAAAAUGUCUCACUUCACCAUCAUCGACUCCACCUAUUAUAUUUCGUUAUUCCCAAAUAUACAAUUUUUCACCAAAAUCGUCUUCAUCUUCAACUACUGCUGAGCUUCACAACAAUGAUUAUUAUUCAUUUAAAGUGUUAAUGUGCGAUCCUGUUUUGCAAGAUAAUUUUAUAGAAACCCAAUUAUCAUUACUUAAAGUUAAUGGAAGUGAUCAAUUAAAUGCAUUCACCCCUAUUGCUCUGUCAUCUCCAAUUUCAUCAACUUUGCUACAACCACAACCAAGUGAAAAAGAAGAUUCUAAUUCUAGAGUGUUGAUUGGUUUAAAAGAAUUAGUCAAAUUAGGUUUUCAAUCUGGGAGAUGGGCUUUAGUAUCUGGUCCUGAUUUUAAGAAAAGCAGAAUGUGUCAAGUUUAUUCGAUGGAUAUUCCACAAUCUUUAGAUCUUCCACAUCCAGCCGCAUACAUCUCGCCACUUUUUUGGUUUAAUCUUGGUUUUGAGGACCUUACAUCAACCAAAACUUUAUAUAUACAACCUGCAAUUAGUCCACAAUUACCGCCUUCAAUCGCAAGGGAUAUGGUAGUUUCCAGAGUACCUUCUCCACAUUCAAUUGAUAGAUCUAUUAAUGUCGCAAGUUUAGAUGGUUUAAAAAGAUGGUUUGAAGAAUUUGAUAGAAUAGUGUGUGAAGGUGAUAUUAUUGCUAUACCGAUUGAUGAGGAGGCAGCUCGACUACGGCCUCAAAAAAUUGAAGGUGAUAUAGAACUGUUAGAGAAUAUUAAGAUUAGUACAUUGUCUGUAAAACCAAAUACAAUAGUGUAUUUUAAGAUCUCUAAUCUACAGCUUAAUCAUAAAAAUAAAAAGAAAUGCCUUAUGUAUGGUUAUGGUAGACGAGUUGACACAAGCUUAACUAAAUUGUUACAGACUGGCAUGGAACACUCCAGAGUUCCAUCGAUGAUGAAACAAUAUCUCGGUAUUAAAUCUGAAACACCUAUGUUUCCAGGAACCAAUUCGGUUCUUACAUCACAAGGAACAUCGUAUAAUAAGCUUUUUGAAUUAGUAUCAUCAUGUCUUCACCCUAAAGCAAUCUCUCUGAAUCUUAGUUGCACUGUACUUCUACAUGGACCUCGUGGAUGUGGUAAAAAAACAAUUGUAGAAUGGGCUGCUGAAAGAGUUGGAGUUCAUGUUUACGAAGUAAAUUGUUUUGAAAUUGCUGGAGAAUCUGACACAAAGACUGAAACAUUGCUCCGUACAAGGAUUGAAAAGGCAAUUACAUGCUCACCAUGUAUAUUGUUACUGUGUCAUAUUGAUGCAUUGGCCAGAAAAAAUGCUAUGCUUGAAACCGGGCAAGAGCCUACUAUUUCAACUAUAUUGCAAGAUUGUUUUCGACAAUUAACUGAAAGUUUUCAUUUGAUAGGAUUUCCGGUUUUGGUGGUGGCCACGACUGUUGAUAUUGAAAAAGUGCCUGAUAGUGUCAUCGGAUGCUUUCGACACGAAAUUCAAAUUGAAGCACCAAGUGAACCAGUCAGAUUAGCAAUAUUAAAACAAUUGACAUCUGAUACACCAUUGGGGCCUGAUGUAUCAUUAACUUCUUUGGCUACACAGACAGCUGCAUUAGUGGCUAAAGACUUGGUGGAUUUGGUUGCUAGAGCAGGCUUGGCUUCGAUUGAACGUGUAGAAAAGGCAUUAAAAAAAACUAACCAAACAGUACAAGAGACAGAUAUUGCCCAAGCAAUCGUUGCAUUAACAUCGGUUGAUUUUGAGAGUGCGCUUAAUAAAGUUAGAACAUCCUAUUCUGAUAGCAUAGGAGCACCUAAGAUUCCUAAUGUUACGUGGGAUGAUGUUGGAGGACUUGUGUCAGUCAAAAAUGAUAUUCUAGACACCAUUCAACUACCAUUAGAACAUCCUGAAUUGUUUGCUAGUGGUAUGAAAAAGAGAUCAGGAGUUUUGCUUUAUGGACCACCUGGAACUGGAAAAACACUUCUUGCAAAAGCAGUUGCUACGUCAUGUUCAUUGAAUUUCUUUUCGGUUAAAGGUCCGGAGCUAUUAAAUAUGUAUAUAGGUGAAUCUGAAGCUAAUGUUCGACGAGUUUUUCAACGCGCAAGAGAUGCAAAACCAUGUGUUAUUUUUUUUGAUGAAUUGGAUUCAGUUGCGCCAAAAAGAGGAGAAAAAGGUGAUUCUGGAGGUGUAAUGGAUCGUAUCGUCAGUCAGUUGUUAGCUGAAUUGGAUGGUAUGGGACAAGGUAGUGAAUCAGCUGAUGUGUUUGUGAUUGGUGCAACAAAUCGACCUGAUUUGUUGGAUCCAGCUUUAUUAAGGCCUGGAAGAUUUGAUAAAUUGCUUUAUCUUGGCGUAAGUCAAGAUCAUGAAACACAAUUGAAAAUUAUAGAAGCCCUUUCACGAAAGUUUAGAUUACAUCCAUCAUUGGAUCUUAGAACAGUUGCAAAACGUUGCCCAUUUACAUAUACAGGAGCUGAUUUCUAUGCGCUUUGUUCUGAUGCAAUGUUAAAAGCCAUGUCCCGAACAGCUGAAGCUAUAGAAACAAAAGUUGCGAAACUUAAUGAAAAUCCAAAACCAAAUCUUCCAAACCCCAUGACAUCACAAUACUACUUGAAUCACCUUGCCACAGCUGAGGAUACACUUGUAGAAGUUACACAAGAAGAUUUUGAUAAAGCUUUGAAAGAAUUGAUUCCAUCAGUUUCCGAAAAAGAAUUGGAACAUUAUCGCAUGGUACAAAUGAAAUUUGCGCAACAAGAGACACAAAGCCUAGAAAGAAUUAACGAUAAAGAUGGCAAUGACGGUGGCGCCAACAAUGAUGUUGGUGUUGGUAAAGUAGUGGAAUCCGGGUGGCCCCUCUCCAAGAGAGAAAGUACAUCAGGCAAAAUUAUACUGUCUGUGAAAUUACGAAAACUUCUUCAAUUGAAUGAUAAAAAUAUUGAUGAGAUAUGGAAUACAUAUAAAGAAUUGGCUAGGGAGAGAAAUUUAAAGCUUUUAUACACAAAAAUUUUAAAUAGACUUUUAAAAGCAAUCAGAGAGUUGGAUAAUAAUCCACAAAGUCGUUUGAACAAAUUUUUAUGUAUUUAUAAAGAUAUGAAAGCAGAAAAUACAAAUUUGACACAAAUUGGAUUUAAUUAUUUAAUUGAAGCAUUGUUAGAAAAUAAUGAUCUAAAAUUAGCACGAAAAGUUUUUGAUGAAAGGUUUAUUUUUUUACCAGAUCUUAUCAACAAAUAUACAUCUGAAUACUACAAUGCUUUUAAUAUAAUACUCAUGGGGUAUGGGAAAUCUCAAGAAAUUUUACUGAAUGGCAAAAUAAUAAAAACGGCAGGAAAUCUUCAAGAAGUUAGUAAAUUAUAUUCAUUGAUGUAUAAUAUUCAACUCUUGCCUAACAGAGAUACUAAAGCUAUCAUGAGAAAUAUAUUUACAGAUAAUAUUGAUUUUGGGGCAUCGACAUGGUUUUGUAAUUUAAUGGAGAGAAAAUUAGUUGAUUUAAAUUUAACAAAAGGAAUAAUGCAGAUACUUGCAAGAAGGAAUAGAUUUGAUGAAGCGGUAAUAAUUUUAGAAAAAAUGAAAAUUUUGGGGAUAAAAUCAGAUCCGUAUAUAUUUUUCAUGUUGUUAGCAAAUUCAAGCUUACAGAAAAAAGACAAGAUUUCAAUUUAUUUAAUUAAAGAAAUGAGAGAACAAAAGAUUGAACUUAAUACAUUAGGCUAUAAUAUAUUAAUCAGGAAUUAUAAUAAGGAAAAAAAUUACGAAAAAGCAUAUGAGAUGAUAGAAGAAAUGUUAAAUUUAAAUGUCGAACUAAAUUUACGUACAUUUAAUGAAAUCUUUCAUACAUUUGCCAAGCUUAAUAAAGUCAAUCCAACUUUUCGUAUGAUGGAACUGAUGAGUGAAAAAGAAAUUCAACCAAACAAAUAUAUAUAUUCGUCAAUGCUUAGUUUAUUGUCAAAGACAAAAAAUAUAAAAAUGAUAGAAAAGAUAUUUCUGCUCAUGAUUGAGGAUGGAAUUGAUCCAAAUAGGGUUACAUACGAUAGUAUAAUACAUGGAUAUGGAAAUACAAACAAAUUAUACAAAUCAAUUGAAAUUUAUCAAAAAAUGAUAAACGAAGGAAUAAAACCAGAUGUUCAAACAUAUAACGGUUUGAUAUCAUUUUUUGCCAAAAAGGAUGAUCUAAUUGGAGCAUGCGUUUUGUUUAAUGAAAUGUACGAAUUAAAUUUGACUCCUGACUUAUACACAUACUCUUCUCUUUUAAACGUAUACGCAAGAACCUCAAAGUUACAUUAUGCAGAAAAGAUUCUCUCACAAAUGAAAGAAACUGGUAUCCAGCCACAUACAGCGACUUAUAACAUGUUGAUCAAGGUUUACGUUGAAAGGGGAAACAUGAGACGUGUCCAAGAAAUUAUUAAAGACAUGUUAAAAUCAUCGAUUUAUCCAGACAAAUACACAUAUUCAAUUAUUAUGAAUGGAGUUUCUAUUCAAGGCAAAAUGGAUACAGCUGUUACAAUAUUAAAACACAUGGUUUCAAAUAAAUAUAUAGAACCUGACGCUCAUAUCUACACAGUUCUCAUACGUGGUUAUUUAAAGAUUAAUAAUUUUGAGACGGCAAUAAAGAUUUUUCAAUAUAUGAUUAAUAGGAAGGUCAAGCCCACAUAUGUAACAUUUGCUGUGUUAAUAGAAGGCUAUUGUAGAAUUGGGAAGAUAGAAUUUGCUAUUGAAUUAUUGGAUAUUUUAAUUUCUCAACCUAAAUCCCAAUAUCUUGAUCCUAAAUACGAUAGUUCGAUUAUCGGCAAACUUGAUUUGCCCCCGCAUUUAUUUACACCUGUUAUGAAUGCAUAUGCAAAGAAAGGGCAAUUUAAAUCUGCAAGAGAAAUAUUUGAAAAAAUGAUAACACUUGGUAUUCCUCAUAAUUCACACUCAUUCACAAUCUUGAUGGAUGCUUAUCGAAUAGGAGGGAAUCAUGAAGCAGUAUUCAAAAUGUGGAAAGUUUUAUAUAAGAAAACACGAUCUAUUCAACUUAAGCUGAUUCGAUUGUCAGAAUAUUUUAAUAAAAAAAAACCACCGCCUAAUUUUGCUCUUUCAAUCAUGAUGGAUGCACUCUCAUCAGCGAAUGAUUAUGAGACCAUUGAAAAUGAGUGGGAUAGGCUUUAUAAUGAUGGAUUCGAAUUUGAUUCUCAUAAUUAUAACCGUUUUGCACAAAUUCUAAUUAAAUCAGGAAAAAUUAAGCGAGCAUGCUGA